AUGAGUCAUUCUCCCGGCGAUCCAACUCUUACUAUAACUCAUUCUCCGGAAGAGGUCUCAAAACACAACCAUGCCGCUGAUAUGUGGAUCAUCAUCGACAGGGAAGUGUAUGACUUGUCACAAUUUGCCAAUGAGCACCCCGGAGGGAUGAAGAUUCUGUUGUCGGUUGCAGGGAAGGACGCAACAAAACAGUUUCGUCGUUAUCAUAGGGACGCGAUAUUAAACCGAUUCAAAAACCAACUCCAAGUAGGGAUACUGGACACCAGUGAAAAAACGACAAAGAAGUUCUUCAGGUCCCGCUUUUGGGCGUUAAGCAAAAGAUCGUGA
This is a messenger RNA of Penicillium mononematosum, 327 nucleotides long. Its product is annotated as cytochrome b5-like heme/steroid binding domain-containing protein. The coding region runs from base 1 to 327 and encodes 108 amino acids. NCBI's taxonomy places the organism in Eukaryota, Fungi, Ascomycota, Eurotiomycetes, Eurotiales, Aspergillaceae. Gene Ontology annotation, cellular component: membrane; intracellular membrane-bounded organelle. The transcript is spliced from 2 exons. The record is from RefSeq and is a predicted model, not a curated record. Gene Ontology annotation, molecular function: heme binding.